Molecule: messenger RNA, 2289 nt
Organism: Hypomesus transpacificus
Lineage: Eukaryota; Metazoa; Chordata; Actinopteri; Osmeriformes; Osmeridae
Gene: sergef
Product: secretion regulating guanine nucleotide exchange factor
Exons: 11
Coding region: 31-1248 (405 amino acids)
Source: RefSeq, a predicted model, not a curated record
UCGCAAAUUGAAUCGUCUUCUUGCUAUCCCAUGGACACUAAUUUGCGAUCCAAAGUCUGUUUAUACACGUGGGGUGCUAACAGCUACGGCCAGUUGGGCCAGGGACAUGUCGAAGACCUCUCGGUGCCUAAGCUCGUUGUUGAUGACUUGCAACUGUCAGGGACAGUGCAGUGUCUCAGUGGAGGGGGUGGACAUUCCGCUCUUGUUUCUGAUGGAGAGUUGCUGGUGUGUGGGCAGAAUCACAAGGGACAACUGGGAAUCAAACACGCUACAGAACUUGCAACCCUUCACCGCUGUUCUCUGCUGAACCAGAGGGUUGCUCAAGUGUCCUGUGGCUGGGAUUUUACUGUCCUUCUCACUGAUGAUGGACAGGUUCUGACAUGUGGGUCGAAUGUCUAUGGACAGUUGGGUGUCUCAAAGCCAGUCUCACACUCUUCAGAGCUGCUCCCUGUUAAGAUCUUACAGGUACAUGUGAUUGGUGUGGCAGCUGGACUCAGGCAUUCACUCGCUGUCACUAGUACGGGCUGUGUCUAUCAGUGGGGGAUGGGUCUCUCAGGUCAGGCUAAGAGAGCGCUGAGUCCACUCCCUGUCCCAACUCACUUCAGCUCAAGAGAACCUUGUCUGGUCCCAGGUCUGGAUCAAGUGACGCCAAAUAAAGUGGCCUCGGGUUCCGCUCACUGUGUCUGUCUAACCGAAGUGGGUGAUUUGUUCCUGUGGGGAAGCAACAGACAUGGUCAGCUGACCUCUGGAGAGUCCUUUCUGCCCAAACCUGUACUUCUGGACCACACUCUUCUAGAUAGAGAAAGGGUUACUGACAUAUGGAGUGGUUGGACUCAUCUUGUGGCCAAAACAGAAAGUGGCAGGGUUUUCACGUGGGGAAGAGGGAGUUAUGGACAGCUAGGAAGGACGAACCUGACCAAUCAGAGCGCAAAUGAGCAGUCAGGUGCUUCCUUGGCAGGGGCUGUAAACCAAAGGGAGUGUGUCCCUGCUGAGGUUAAACGCCUUUAUGGAGCAACACAGAUUGCUUGUGGAUCCGAACAUAACCUUGCCAUUGUAGAGGGUUGUCUACUUUCCUGGGGGUGGAACGAGCAUGGGAUGUGUGGAGAUGGAUCCCAAACAGAUGUCAUCCAGCCACAGCCCAUAUCUGGCCUGAGUCCUCUUCUGAUUGGCUGUGGAGCAGGGCAUUCCAUGGCCCUGUGUGCUUCUGAGGCCAGUCAAGUGUUUCUGGAGGACCAGAAUACUGGUUAACUUUGACACGGGAGUAUGCACUGACUAGACAUGAGGGUUCAGGCCUUCAGAAGAAUUUACAUGAUUGAUGUGGAAUAUCUGACAAAGAACAUUUGACAUUUAAUCAUUUGUUUUCAUCAACAACAAACAACGGCAUGACUUGAAAUUGAAUCCCCAUGAUCUGUAGCUAAGCUUGUAUUUUAAAGUACUAACAUUUUUUUACAAGCCUCUUAAGAUCUACAAGCACGUCUGUAUUCAAACUGUAAAACACAAAUAUUUUUCUGAGGUUUGUAACAGGUUGAUUUAUGUGUCACGGGGAGGGUGGCCCAUCAUUCCCCAUGAUCACUCCAUCACUUUGAUGGACAUGAUUGGGAGGGACCGUUUUUCCAGGACACCGCCGUGAUUAUGGCUGCCUGUCUGCCUGCCAUGCUUGUCUUCCCCCUGAACAAGGCCGUUAUGGAGCGUCUGAAAGAUGGGCUGGACUGCUGUUGUAGUUCCAUCUCACCAUGUCACAGGGUUUAUUGUAGUGAUAUUGAGCAUGAGGAGACAUUCAAUCUCAGUCUCCUUCGUCAAUACAGAAACUCUCACGGUCAUGUAGUGAUUUACCACUUAGGUAUAAAGUGUAUAUUAUCCACAAUAUUCCCAUCGCAGGUUAAGGUGUUUGAAUGUUAAAGACGCCUGGUGGUAUGAGAUGGUUCACUGGCUCGACAUUUCAGUUUUUCCCUUUUUUGAGUAACACAGCUCUCAGAUUAUCAUUUGUUUAUAUGUUAAAUUGGAUCGACCAAUGUCUUGUCUUUAUUAGAAUGUUUAAAUGUUAUUUUUAUUUGGCAUCUGAAUGGUGCAGAUUUUAACCAUCGUCAGCAUGAGACUGUCUACACAUUGCAUUGGUUUUUCACGCUUAAAAGCUUUGAAUCUUUCUAUGCAACCUGUCUGUACAAAGUUUUAAAAUAACACAAUGAUGUCACUUAAAUAUUACAAUGAAUAUGUACAGGAAAUGGAACAGAAAAAAAUAAGAAUUGACCCACUCAAAAAAAUAAAAUCAAGACUGUGUGAAAAUAAUCA